ACUAAAGAAAGAACACAAAACACAGAAAACUUAGGUGGACCUGGGGACAGGAAGAAUGGAGCUGUUUAGAAAGCUGUGGCUGGCGAGGAAACUGAUUCUGGUGGUCAUGAUCCCUCUGUCCCUGCUGCCUCUGCCUCUCAUCCAUCCGAGCAGUGAGUCUUCCUGUGCCUAUGUGCUGAUUGUGACAGCAGUGUACUGGGUGUCAGAGGCAGUGCCCUUGGGGGCUGCAGCAUUGGUCCCAGCCUUUUUAUUCCCGCUCUUUGGGGUUCUCAAAUCAAGUGAGGUCGCAUCAGAGUACUUUAAGGACACAACGCUUCUCCUGAUGGGAGUCAUCUGCCUGGCCGCUUCUAUAGAAAAGUGGAACCUGCACAAACGCAUUGCCCUGCGCAUGGUUAUGAUAGCUGGAGCAAAACCUGGAAUGCUGGUGUUAGGGUUCAUGUGCUGCACUAUGUUCUUGUCCAUGUGGCUGAGUAACACCUCCACUACAGCCAUGGUGAUGCCCAUCGCUGAGGCCGUACUGCAGCAGCUCAUUUACACUGGCAUCGCUGACUCUCAUGAUGACUCGGAUACUGUGGAGACACAAGAGGAUGAAAACGAUAAGGAGUUGAACCAGAGCAAAAAUCACCUUGAGCUUGUAGAUUGUGACAACAGUUGUAAGAACCCAGAAAUUUGCACAGUUGCUGAGGAAGCUAAUGGUUUUGCAUUGAAGCCAGUUCAGGGAAGAGACUUUCCAAAGCGGACUAAUGGACAUCUAGCUGCUCAGGUUUCAGUUGAUGUUCCUGUACCAAAGAGCUCAAAAAUGUGGAAGGACUCCAAAUACCCAACCAAACUGGAUCACAUGAUCUGCAAGUGUCUGUCUCUGAGCAUCACAUACGCAGCUACAAUCGGUGGCCUCAUCACCAUCACUGGCACUUCCACCAAUCUCAUCUUUUCAGAGCAGUUUAACAAUCGAUACCCAGAUGCCAAGGUCAUCAAUUUUGGAACCUGGUUCAUCUUCAGUCUACCUAUUGCUCUCAUUAUGUUGGUUUUAACCUGGCUUUGGCUCCACUUCCUGUUCCUCGGAUGCAAUUUUAAGGAAACUUGCUCCUGGAGUAAGAAACGCAAAACCAAGCGUGAGAUCCUCUCUGAGAAGCGCAUCCAUGAAGAGUACCAGAAGCUUGGUGCCAUAAGUUAUCCAGAAAUUGUGACGGGGCUCUUUUUCAUUCUGAUGACCUUGCUGUGGUUCACAAGGGAACCGGGAUUUGUUCCUGGCUGGACGUUCCUGUUUGAGAAGAAAGGGUACAGAACCGAUGCUACAGUCUCUGUGCUGCUCGGCUUCCUCCUCUUCCUCAUCCCUGCACGCAAGCCCUGGUCAUCUUCAUCUUCAAGUGAAAGCACAGUGAGUGCAUGUGAAAAGGAUAAGAUGGAUGAAGAAGAAGACCCCUUGGCACCCAUGAUAACAUGGAAAGACUUCUUGAGACUGAUGCCAUGGGAAAUUGUGAUUCUGGUUGGAGCAGGGUAUGCGCUCGCAGCAGGGUGUAGGGUGUCAGGUUUGUCCAUGUGGAUCGGGCGUCAGCUGGAGCCGAUGAGCGGCCUGCCACCGUGGGCCGUCACACUACUCGCUUGCUUGCUCGUGUCGGCUGUAACUGAAUUCGCCAGCAACCCUGCAACUCUCACUGUGUUCCUGCCUAUUCUUUCUGCUUUGUCCGAGACUCUGCAGAUAAACCCCCUGUACACACUCAUCCCAGCCACAAUGUGUGUAUCCUUUGGAGUCAUGCUGCCUGUAGGAAACCCACCAAAUGCUAUUGUGUUCAGUUAUGGACAUUUAAAAAUCAAUGACAUGGUUAAGGCUGGUUUCGGGGUGAAUCUGAUUGGAGUUAUGGUGGUCAUGCUGGCUAUAACCACAUGGGGCACUCCACUUUUCCAGUUGACGGAGUUCCCUGCCUGGGCGGUGAUGAGAAAUGUAACCAGCAGCUUGUCGGCACAAGCAUAAUGAAUAAGUGCGAGUUUCUGAAAUAAUAUAAAGGAAUGGACAACUUUUUAAAUACAUGGUGCAAGUGGCACUUUUUCUUUUCUUUGACUGCCUUCAAAACAAUGCAAUAUCAAGGCAAUAUGGAGACCUCCUUAUGGUGACCACCUGUUCUUUAAUGGUGACUGGUAUUCAAAUGAAUGUUACAUAAGAUGUUUAAAUGGUCAAUGAUGUAAAGUUCUACAGUAUAACAUAGAUCAAGCCAGCAUUAUGCAACAGUUAGUUCCGACUGAGUAAUCUGAUUGGACAAGUUAUUCAGAAGUGGUAAUAGACGGUAACCCAGCACUGGGGCGUUUAACUAUAUCUAUCACUCUACAUCCCAGCUGUUCUAACAACUGUUAAUUAAACUAACUCUCAGUUGCAGCUUGGGUGAAAAUUGGUCGGUACGGUCGGCAGUACUGAAAAGAGAUCAGCUACCCGCCAAAAACCACAUUUAGAAACAGUCACAGAGCACUUUUAGCAAAAAAAAAAAAAAAAAAACAUCUGAUUGCAUUAUGUCUACUUAAACAACACUUUGUCUACAUAGUAAUUGCUUUGAAGUCAUUCCUAAUUGCCUAUGUGUUGUUUGUUUUACACCUAAGCUGCACUAAGCUACAAAGCAAACUAGUUUCCAACAUAAGGCUGAAUCUCAAAUUCCUCUGUAACCCCAAAUCAAGGGCAGUACUUGGUGUGUUAAACAAGGGAUUGUAUACCCCAGUGCCUAGUUUCUAUUGAACUCUAUUUGAGAUUUAACCCAGGAACCCAAAAACUUAACAGAGCUAAUAAAAACAUUUCUAAGAGCGUCUAAAGUAAAAUAAGUGGAAAUAUAAAGAGAAACUUGAGAGCUUUACAGGAGUGUCCAUCACCUCCAUGGAUUAUUCUGGUAAGAAUUUCACCCCUUUUAAUUACACUUACUGUUGGUUGCAAUGUGUCAGUCGCCAGCUCUGCCAGUCAUGGUUACUGCUACUACUACUAUUGUCAUUCAUUUAAACAGGUCACACACUGCAAUGUUUAAAACAUGU
Clarias gariepinus (North African catfish) is the source of this 3009-nucleotide messenger RNA. It is a transcript of the gene slc13a4, whose product is annotated as solute carrier family 13 member 4. Gene Ontology annotation, biological process: monoatomic anion transmembrane transport. Gene Ontology annotation, molecular function: transmembrane transporter activity. The transcript is spliced from 16 exons. The record is from RefSeq and is a predicted model, not a curated record. Gene Ontology annotation, cellular component: membrane. The coding region runs from base 56 to 1972 and encodes 638 amino acids. Lineage: Eukaryota; Metazoa; Chordata; Actinopteri; Siluriformes; Clariidae.